CCCGGCACCAACGCAAAUGCAACCGCCAAAAAGUCGAAUUGUUUGAUGGUUACAUGAAGACUGAAUAAUUCUGAACCUCAUCGGAUUGCUCGUUCAGUUUGGCCCUCGUCGUCAUCAAAACAGAGGCAGGGGUGGACACCAUUAUCCCCCCGGUAUCUUACGCGACUCUGUCAGUACUGAUUUGGGACCGAGAGAGAGAGCGGUAAUGGCAAGUGAAGUUUCCCACAGCAUCGUACAAACGCCCGCGGAAUUCCGCCAGCUCCACGUCAAAAUCCCAGCCAUAACCUUCCGCGACCCUCCCCCGGAAGACGGGACUGCUCCCAACCCCAGCCCCAGCGAGGCCUGGCUGGACGCCCACGGAAAGGGGUUCCUCCUCAUGCACAAACUGCACACCAUCCAACCCCCCGGCAGCUGGAUCCUGCUGCAGAGCGUUGACGACGGCAAGCUGAUCGUCAACAAGCGCCUCAAGCGAUUCGCGCCGGUCUGGAAGGACAACGACUACACCAAGCAGUCGCCGGAGAGAUGGGAAGUGGCCUGGCACGAGCCAGUGCCGAACGAGCUGCGCUUCUCGCGGUUGGAUGAUAGUCGGGUAGCCGUGCGCCUGCCGAACGAGCCCUACUCCCCGGAGCUGUACGCGUACGGGUUUCCAUAUGGGUACAAAGAAGGGGAGACGCCCGAUGUCUGGUCGUUGUGCUUCAAGCGGUACAACGGCGGGAGUUUGAGUAACCUCAUGGAGAUGUAUGCCGACCCGCAGAUUGGGGGUCCUGUUCCGGAGCCGUUCAUCUGGCAUGUCAUGGAGCAGCUGUCGAGGGCGGUGAUUUACCUGCAUACGGGGCUCAGUCGGAGCGAGCUUGCAAAGAAGAGGAGGAGGAAGAAGAAGAAGGAGGAGGAUUGGAUGUCCAAGGUGAAAGAGCGAAAGUGGAAGCCGCUUGUGCAUCGGGACAUCGGCGAGAAGAACAUACUGCUGCAUUUUUCCGAGAAGGGCAACGUACGGAACCGCUGUUUCCCGCGGAUUGUGCUGGAGGGGUUCAAGCGGGCGAAUUUGGUUGAUGAUGAGCCGUCGUGGUGGCACUACCCGCCGGCAUACAAAGGAUGCCAAAGGGUUGACGAGUUCAAUGUUAGUCCGGAGCCGUGGGAGGACAUUUAUCUGAUGGGUGAGCUUUUCCGCCGGCUCGUGGCGGUCUACGGGUGUGGGAGGACGAAGACGGGCUACCGGCUGAACUUUGACGUGGAUCGAGAGUGUCAAAUGUCGGAUUAUCUGUCGGCGAACCUUCACCUAGCCGACGGUGAAAAGCCAGCAUACUCGGACGAGUUGAUCAACCUGCUGGGGAGGUGGGAGAUCCCAGAGCUUCGGGACGAUCGCGCCAGGCAGAGACAUUUUGCCGAUAACGGGAUCUGGCAACAGAUACCCGGCAUUGGGUUCUUCAUCAAGGAAGUGCUUCCCACGGCUGCAAAGAGGGUCAAGAAAUACCGCGCCAUGGCCAUCGGCCGGCUCACUGCCGAGGACAAAGACGGGCUGAUGGCAGACGUCUCGUGCGUCAUGCCGGACCCGACCUUCGAGGCGAUCCCGUACAGCACCAACAAAGGGAGCCAGAGGCAUGCGCUGUCGGUCCUGAAGCGCGAGCUGAUGUACCUGUACGGUCCCUGGAUUCAUUCUUGGUAUAGGUACAAGGGCGUCGUGGUCACAAAGAUCCCACCACAAGCGGAGCGGUUCUAUGCGCCAAGUGAGCAUAUGAGGCCGCCCCGUCGUGAUGAUACUGGGCAGAUGCAGCUUCGCGGCGGUGGCUCGGACUCGGACGCGGAUUCGCUAUUUGGCGAUGACAACGAAGACAUGAACCUGACGUGGGAGGACGAGAAGACUUUCAACGACAGCGUACUAGUGGACCAGUGGAACGGCCGAGAAGAGCAGAGAGCAGGAGACGAAGAGGAAGCAAGGGUUGAGGAGGCGGAAGCAGGAGACGGGGGGGAAGCAGAGGAGGAGGAAGGAGGAGGGCAAGAGGAACGUACGCACGAGGAACGGGAUCAAGAAGAAAGCGAUCACGAAAGUGAGGAGGCGGAAGGUCAAGACAGUGGAACCGACGAGGAGCCCAGUCCCGGGUACAUCGCCAGCAUCAGGCGAUAUCAAUCCGAGAAAAAGGCAAAACAACAGCCGGUUCGUGUAUGGCAUCCUUCUCGGGAAAUCAGGGACCCAAAGCCUCGAGGGAGGGUCUCGAAUACAGCCGAAGAGGCCGCAGAGGAGUACAGCGGGCUAGUCGGCGAUAUAAAACAAAGAAUGGAACAUGUGUUCCGGGACGUGGACUACGACGACUGCGGGUGUAGCAACUGCGUCCGCGAGCUAAACAAGUUCAUCGUGUCCGAGGUAAAGCAAUGCAACACCGUGCUCAGGCGGCUACACGACAAGGCCAUUGAGACGAUCAAGGCAAUACCCAAGUUCAAGAAGACCCUGAGACUUCCGGAGUUCGAACCGCUCGUUGAAGAAGACCUGAUUGAACAGCCAGCGAACCCAUUCGAAACCAAAGCUGGAGUCGAGCACUGGGUACAUAACCCCUUUGAUCCCAACUACGAGGAGGACUGGGAGUCCGACCGAUACUACCCGUGGCAGAAGUGGGAUUACGGAACAGCACCAGCACAGUCAGAGGUAACGGCACCCGAGCCGGCCGAGAAAACGAAGAAGACUACUAGUAGGAAGCGGCCGGCCAGCUCAAGCCUACCGGUGGAGGAACCAAGGCCGAAGAGGACCGCGCGGACGGGUCCUUCCCAGGCCACUGCCCCGCGCACGGCUCCGGAAGGCCCGGCCCCUCCUAAACCGCCAGUGGAGGCAUCCAAGCAGCCCCCGGCCGCGGCGCCACGAGUCAAGCUGAAGGCGUCAGACCUGAGCUUCUCUAGCCAAACAGGAAAGCAAACCACCGCUCAAGCAACCCCGGCCAAAGCGCCAAGCGGCAGCAUUCCGGCCCCGCCAAAGCCCCUUGGACACCUCGCAGUUGCGACGUCAAGGCUGACCAGGCUGACCCAACCAAAGCAAGCUACUACCGCAACCAAAGGGGCACCAGCCAAAGCGCCGACCGGAAACAUGCCAGCCGCAUUCAAGCCCCGCAGAGACGGCGCAGUCAAAGCCUCGAUGCUGAACUUUCCGGCUCAACCACAGGCGCCUACCUCAACUCAAGCAGCACCAGCCACGGCUCCAACCCGCAACCGCCCUAUCAGCGACCGCGUAGUCAUAACACGAGGCGACAUCACCAAGGUGCAGGACGACGCAAUCGUCAACGCAGCCAAGCGGAGCCUCCUCGGCGGUAGCGGCGUCGACGGCGCCAUCCACCGCGCCGCCGGCCCCGGCUUGCUCGCCGAGUGCCGCACGCUGGGCGGCUGCGAGACCGGCUCGGCCAGGAUCACCAACGCGUACAACCUGCCGUGCAAGAAGGUCAUCCACGCCGUGGGGCCACAGUGGGGCCGGCCGAAGAGCACCGAGGAGCAGAGCAAGCGGCUGCUGGCGAGCUGCUAUUCCCGGGCGCUGGAGCUGGCGGUCGAGCACGGAUGCCGUACGAUUGCGUUCCCGUGCAUCAGCACGGGUGUGUACGGGUUUCCGCACCUGAAGGCGGCGCACGUCGCGCUGGAGGCCAUAGGACGGUUCUUGAGGGGGCCGAGCGGAGGGGAGAUUGAUCUGGUUAGGAUUGUGGUCUUCCAAGAUAUUGAUGAGACGGCUUAUAAGAUGUUGCUCCCGAAUUUCUUCCCUCCCGGACAAGAUCAGAGUGAACCGGGGGCGAGAGUGGCGAGCGUGAGCUGACGGUACGAGGAGUUCUGAGGAAUAUAGAACCGAGAGGGCUUUUUCUACGGUAGGAGGCAAGCUAGUAUCUAAACUAUCAGCUACAUGCGGAAAGGAUUCCCGUAUGGUUACAGAGGAGGGGUGGUCAUUUCACAGCUGGCAGGUUAGAUUGCAACAUCACCACCAGUGAAUACUGUUGAACAAUUUCAUG
This is a messenger RNA of Chaetomium strumarium, 3971 nucleotides long. RefSeq lists its product as uncharacterized. The record is from RefSeq and is a predicted model, not a curated record. Bases 206 to 3781 code for a protein of 1191 amino acids. NCBI's taxonomy places the organism in Eukaryota, Fungi, Ascomycota, Sordariomycetes, Sordariales, Chaetomiaceae. The transcript has 2 exons.